ACCAGGCAGUAGUCACAAGACUCGAAGUCCGCUAUCGAGCUAGCACUCUCCACAGCUCCCUUGCCGGGACCCGGGUAUUUGCGUAAUUUUUUGAGAGUCGGGGAAAGAUGGCAGAGUCAAUGGAGCACGUUGGAAGAACCCGUCAUAUUAAAUCCGCCAAAACUUAAGCGUUGUCGGUAUCUGAUACAUCAAAGAUUUGCGAAACCGUAGAUAACUGUAGACGAGUCCCCUCUUGAGUUGUAACUGUCGUGGCGCUUUUCAUUUUCUUUGUGGCUUGGGUAGUCGAAUGUUGUUAUUCGCUUGAGGGGGAAUCGUGAUCGAAACAAGACGUGGGAGCGUGGAGCGAGGCUAGGGUAGGCAGGCUAGCUCGGUGGGCGCUUGUUUUUGGGGGAUGUUCUCCGUACUUUCUUAUGGCAGACUGGUUGCCAGGGCUGUCCUCGGCGGACUUUCCCAAACAGAUAGCCGGGAUUACAGCCUGGUGACAGCUAGCUGUGGAUUCGGAAAAGAUUUUCGCAAAGGGAUUUUGAAGAAAGGGAUGUGUUAUGGUGACGACGCCUGUUUCAUAGCUCGACAUAGAUCCGCCGAUGUUUUGGGUGUGGCCGACGGCGUGGGGGGAUGGAGAGAUUACGGCGUGGACCCCUCCCAAUUCUCUGGCACGUUGAUGAGGACGUGCGAGCGGCUGGUGAAGGAAGGCCGCUUCAUGCCCAGCAAUCCCGUGGGCAUCCUCACCACCAGCUACUACGAGCUCCUUCAGAACAAAGUCCCCUUGCUGGGCAGCAGCACGGCGUGCAUCGUGGUCCUGGACAGGCACAGCCACCGGCUGCACACGGCCAACCUGGGCGACUCGGGGUUCCUGGUGGUGCGGGGCGGCGAGGUGGUGCACCGGUCGGACGAGCAGCAGCACUACUUCAACACGCCCUUCCAGCUUUCCAUCGCGCCCCCCGAGGCAGAGGGCGCGGUCCUCAGCGACAGUCCUGACGCUGCAGACAGCUCCUCCUUUGAUGUCCAGCUGGGAGAUAUCAUCUUGACUGCGACAGACGGCCUCUUUGAUAACAUGCCCGACUAUAUGAUCCUACAAGAACUCAAAAAACUCAAGAACACCAACUAUGAAAGUAUACAGCAGACAGCCAGAAGCAUCGCGGAACAGGCCCACGUCCUGGCUUACGAUCCCAACUACAUGUCGCCUUUUGCACAGUUUGCGUGUGACAAUGGACUGAAUGUAAGAGGGGGAAAGCCGGAUGACAUCACAGUUCUUCUGUCAAUUGUGGCAGAGUAUACAGACUAGCGUCUGUGGGAGGGACGGAGAGAGUUCCGACUUCGGUCUUCCUCCUGUGUUCUAUUGUACUGUUUGUUUCCUGCUGGCAGGAUUGGGGACUUUACUCCUUUUGCAGCUAAGCCCCGCCCCCUCUUCCAUGUCUCAAUCUACACCUCUUUCCCGUCCUGUCCAGUCAUUCCACUCGGCCUCCAGCCCCACCUCCAUUUGCACCGCCCCCCCACCCCUACCGUUCAGGUUCCAGUUGCUGAUCAGUGUGACUGGCCCACAUUCCCGCCAAAUAAAAAAGAGAUUAGCACUGUAACGCUGGGCAGGGUUUCCCCUUACCUUAAAAACUGCGAGGUGCAGGGGGAAUCAACAUGGCGCAUUUGAUGACCUCAUAUCAGUGCGCGCUGUUGGAGCUCGGCACAGUGCUGUUGUGGCAUUUUUGUUCUUCUGAGAGCUUUACAAAUGGAGGCAGAGGAGAAAUCAGACCCCCUUGUCUGCACCUUUUUCUGUUGGUGACUAAUAAUAACCUAAAGUAAUUGAGCUGUUUUCUCUUUAUGUAAAAAAUGGUCCUACAUGACGAGGGCUUAUUUGUGGCUGGGCGGGGAAGGUGCUCGUGGGCAAUGGAGCAGAGUCUGGGGAGAGUAUAAAUUGGGAUAGUACCAGUCAACACAGGAAGGAGGAAAAACGAGUGUCAAAUCUGAGACUCUUCUCAGUUUAAGCAUCUGUGCUAAAACAUCCUUAAAGGUGUGAACCGUGUUUUGGGAGCAGAAAUCUCAGUGGCUUCUAGAUGGGCCACAGUGGGUGGUCAGAGCCGGUUUGGAACAAGUAGCUGUCAGACGGGUCUGUGCUGCGGGGAAAAUGGCAUCAAGGGAGAGGAUGUGGGGGGAAAAGCCACCGCAAGGCAAGGUCACUUUAAGUGUGAGAUGAAAUAUUUAAUGGCAAUAGCCGUGCAAGUGAAGGCAGGAUUGGGAUUCACAGACUGCCACUGCCUCGGCUGAGGAGGCACAUGGUAGAGGGUUAGAAGUGUUCUGUAUGUGUGAACGCACUUCUUUAAUUUGGUUUUCGGUAAAUGUACCCUGUGUGUGCGUGUGUGUGUGCGCGUGCGUGCAUGUGCGUAUGAGCGUGUCUUGCGGCUUCUUAAUUGUCAUGUUUGUGUAGCAGGAUUUAUGAAGUGUCGGAUUCCUUAAGCUGAUCGACUGAUCAACCAACCGACCCUUUUUGGUGAGGAAGGGGAGUGUUCUUUAAAUGUAAGAUCUGCAGGAUGACAAAUUGUGACCGAUCCCCUUAAUCUCACUUUCCCCUCCCAUACCCCCCCCCCCGUUUGAACGAGCAGAGGUGUGUCCAUGGCCUCAGGUCAGCGGUUCCCCCGGUCAGAGCUGUGUGUCCAGCGUACGUGUGUGUGUGUGUGUGUGUGCGCGUGCAUGGGCUCUGUCUACUGCACAGAGGGUUUUUCAUGUUCUUUAGAACUCUGGAGAGAGCAUACCGUUAACGCACAAGAAUAAUUCUAGCGUCUGUGAAUUCUUACAGAUAUGACAGGUCAGAUAUAAAUAAUAAAGGUUUAUUUUUAUAAUAAAUUCUUUUUUUUUGGUGGGGUGUUUGAGGGUGGAAACUGGGUUUUCAUGUCAUUGCUUGACUCGUCCCAGCCUCACUUUAUUGUACAGUUUGUCCCUGUUUAGAAAAAAAUCCUGAAGCCAUCUUUUAAAACGCAUAGGCCUCGAUUUAAAUCAGGUUAGUUUUCGGAUAAAUGUUGUCUAACAUUUUAUAAUUUCAGUCUCGGCAGACAUCAGGACUUCCCCACCUCCUGUAGAUUUGUACUGUGUAUUUGCAUAACUUUACUGUGCAGCUUCUAUUUUGUAAUUAAAACAAAUUAAGUUUCUACAUGUACUGUGUACAUGUCAAUUUUCUGUUAUUUAUAAUGCUCAUCUGGAUUGCACCUAGCAUUAUUCAGUAUUGUUUUUUUUUGUCAUCUGUGUUUUAAUUUCUGAAAGCAAGAUUUUUGAUUUCAUCGACUGUUCUGUAAAGGCUUUGUCGUAAUUAUCUUUGGUCAUUGUUCUCAAGCCCUCGCAUUGUGCUGCCCAGUUCAUUGCCCGCAUAGCUGCAAAAUGCCACUGUAAAAUCUGCCAUGAAAUCAGAGGGGUGGACACUCCUACUGAAAUCUUCAGGCGUACAGCACCGUGACUCUCAACUACAUCGCUUUUAAAAGCCUCGCUGUCUUCACCCUAUAAAUGUCUGCUCUGCCUGAGCGAAAGGAGACUUGUCUUUGAGUCAUAACAUCCUUUUCCGAGACGUGCUUUUGGGACAAAAACAAAUUUGGCUGAGUAUUUAGGGCUUUGCCCUGAAGAAGAGAACAUGUAUGGCAUGCGGUUAUGCAAGAUUCCGCUGUCGCUGCUGUGUACACAGAGGUGCAGGGCGGAUGGAUUGGCCCGCACGCAUGCAGGGUGUCAAUCAAACACAUUCUACUCCUCUGCCCUGGCUUAUCCACUCCCUUUUUUGUUGCAGCAGGUGCACCAAAGACAUGCUUCCUGAUGUGUGUUUUUCCUCUUAAAUGAUAAAGCAAUACUAUGACAAUACAUGACAAAAUGCAUCACCUGUGUUUGUACACACGUUUCCACAUUUACUUUAGGACAUAUCUGGUAUUAAGAUUUUUUUUAAAUGGCAAAAAAAAAAAACCUUUAAUGUAUAUGCACUGACAACAUUACUGCGUUAAGUGCCCAGGCCGCUGGCUGGUCGUGCAUUUCAUCUCUAUGCUGUGCUGGAGUUCCAGUGCCCUGGUUUGUCUCUGUAUGAGAGCCAAUGGGAGUCUUAGUGGUAGCUUCGCGGGUCCUAGGUUAAACCAAAGUAGUUAAGGAAAGCCAUAACCAAACAUGACCGGUGUGUUCCCCCCCGCAGCCGCCUGCUGGGCGCUGACCCCGUUAACCAGGCUAGCAGUGCUCGCGCUUCGCCGCACUCUGAAAGAGGCCCAUUCCUCCUCAGACACCCCGACUCCACCUAGCAGUUAGCCUUACGCUCAUCUGUGGCUUUGAAAUAACGCUUUGGAGUGACCUGCAGGAAAUCUCUAAGUGGUUUUCAGUUCUACUAUGUGCUAUGAAAGAAGUUUUUGAUGAUGAUGAUGAUGAUGAUGUUGAUAGUCUUUGCUGUUGGGUUACCACUCUUGAGUACCUUGGGUACAAGUGCUACAAGCCGUUUUAUACAUCUGGAAUCUGCUUCUCGAUUCAGUGUUCCUUAAAGACAGACUGCCUUCCUGUCCGGCUAUGAACAUAAACUUGGACUCAGGUUUGAGAAGGUCAGAUGGUGAUGGGCACACACAAUGUUUCAGGACUGCUAAUCGUCUUCUUUUUUUUUUUUUAAUGUAAAAGGAUUAUUAUUAUGCAGCGAAACUAAAGGCCAUUUUCUCCAGCUUGUUAGUACUGUUCAGACUGAUUGUGCUGGAACUGACUGAAGGACCAGUGAGCUCAACACGCGCCAUAUCCGCCUUAACCCAGAAACCGAUUCCACCCCCAGUGCGGCCUUGCGACAGAGCCAGCUUGUCCUGUCUCCCAAAGCUCUCAUGCUGCUGUCCAUCAAUGCGCUCUUGCAAUUAAACACGUGGUUUCUUACUCUCGUUGAAAUAGGCAAUGUUUGUUAGUAUGAAAAAGCUGCACAUAUUUUUGUGUGUGUACAGUACAAUGAUGCAGAUAUGGAUUCUGUAAAUAUGUUUUCAAAGUUGUAAAAUAUUUAAAUAAAGAAUAUAGUAUUUAUACUAAA
Anguilla rostrata (American eel) is the source of this 5005-nucleotide messenger RNA. RefSeq names its product protein phosphatase targeting COQ7 a (gene pptc7a). The record is from RefSeq and is a predicted model, not a curated record. Gene Ontology annotation, molecular function: protein serine/threonine phosphatase activity. Gene Ontology annotation, biological process: protein dephosphorylation. The transcript has 6 exons. NCBI's taxonomy places the organism in Eukaryota, Metazoa, Chordata, Actinopteri, Anguilliformes, Anguillidae. The coding region runs from base 392 to 1285 and encodes 297 amino acids. Gene Ontology annotation, cellular component: mitochondrion.